AUGGUGGAUUAUGAACUACAUGUUUGGGGAUGCGAUAAAUCCAUAUCAGUGGUUUUUCCAGAAUGUCUCGCAGCCGCCUGGUUGGUAACCACAUGUAUACCGCACGAAAAGAUAAAUAUAGUGACUCUGUCCAAUACCAAUCUUUCGAAAACCGGUGUACUUCCAGUGUUGCUCACUAAAGAUGUCUCAUACGAGGGUUUUGGGCCGAUUUCAUCGUUUAUUCUUUCAGAGUUUUCUGGCAAAAACGUCAUUGAAACCAAAGACUUGGCACAGUCUGCUGUGAUUCUGUUGAUAGAAAACAAGCUAGUCCGUGUCCACCAGUUCAAUCUUUAUUCGAAUCUCAAGAAUUACGAAGGAUAUACCAGGAAACAGUUUAAGAAGUAUCUUCCAUUUCCAAUGAUGUACAACCAACCUUUGAAACUAUACAACGUCGCACAGGACCAAGUACGUAUGGCAGGCUUAUUACCCUCCCCCCCAGGCCUUUUUGGGGUGUUUUCCGGCUCUUCUGGUCCCCAUGACGAAGUCGACGAGGAGACGUCAGAAGUGGCAUUGAGUGCAUUACACGAGAGACAAAUGACAGCCAAAUCAAAUAAGCGAGAACUUCUCAGACAAUCCAAAAACAGUUUAAAAUGUUUGAAUUAUUUGGGAGAAAUAUUGGACGAUAUCGUCAAGCUCAACCACCAGCUCAAUCCACAUCGCCCCGACGACACAUUUGCAUUAAUAUUCAACGAAAGCAAGAUAUCUGUGGCAGAAUUGCUUCUCUUUGCAUACAUCCAUUCGCUCACAUACGAUGGUUUACCAGACCAUGCUAUUCACGAUUACAUCCGCCUUAAAUAUCUGUCAUUUGCAGACUUUUCCCAAACAAAAAUCAACGAGCUCAACCAAUUGCUCGAUGACUCAGCAAUUCAACCGCCAAAUUCCAGUCAGGUUCCUAAUCUAAUCAACGAAGUCAGGUAUAGAUUGGGCUACUGA
Messenger RNA from Meyerozyma guilliermondii ATCC 6260, 972 nucleotides. It is a transcript of the gene SAM37, whose product is annotated as SAM complex subunit. NCBI's taxonomy places the organism in Eukaryota, Fungi, Ascomycota, Pichiomycetes, Serinales, Debaryomycetaceae. The record is from RefSeq and is a predicted model, not a curated record. The transcript has a single exon. The coding region runs from base 1 to 972 and encodes 323 amino acids. Gene Ontology annotation, cellular component: SAM complex. Gene Ontology annotation, biological process: mitochondrion organization.